Molecule: messenger RNA, 1299 nt
Organism: Cooperia oncophora
Lineage: Eukaryota; Metazoa; Nematoda; Chromadorea; Rhabditida; Trichostrongylidae
Source: the annotation of a GenBank genome assembly
AUGGGCUUAUCGCUAUCUCAGGAUGGGUUGUCAUGUGAAAGUCGUGUACCAAAGGCGUGGUAUGGCUCAAGGUGCAUGGGAGGCGUUCACUCAAAAGGUAAAUAUUAUUAUGAAGCUAAGAUAACGCGUGACGGCUUAUGUCGAAUCGGCUGGUCAACAUUGAAGGCGACUUUGGACUUAGCGCCGUCAGACCUUAUAGAGUGGCGCGGCCUAGAGACAGAGAGCGACAACAAUGACAAGGCAGCGGCACCGGUGUGCAUCGUCCUUGAACCGACUAAGGAACUGAUAGAACAAACCCACGAAAAUCUCGUUAAGUUCUCCAAGAACGUCAGCGAUCCGAAGAUACGUUUUGGUUUUGGUGGUACCGGUAAAAAGAGCACAAAGCGAAAGUUUGAGGACUAUGGCGAAUCAUUCACAACUGGUGAUGUUAUGGGAUGUUUCCUGGAUAUCGAUAAUGGGAGGAUGUGGUGGUCGAAGAAUGGCAAGGAGUUCGAAGUUGCUUUUCGAUUGGAUACAAAGUUCACCAGUCCGCAAUGUGCACUGCAUCCAGCAGUUCUGGUCCAAAACUCAUCACUCGAGCUAAACUUCGGUGCGACCCCGUUUGCUCAUCCGCCGAGAGAGGGUAUCAUCGCCGUAUGUGAAGCGCCGUCAGACCUUAUAGAGUGGCGCGGCCUAGAGACAGAGAGCGACAACAAUGACAAGGCAGCGGCACCGGUGUGCAUCGUCCUUGAACCGACUAAGGAACUGAUAGAACAAACCCACGAAAAUCUCGUUAAGUUCUCCAAGAACGUCAGCGAUCCGAAGAUACGAUGUAUCUCAUUAGCUGCUGGUGCCAGCAUGGGACAGUUGCUCAGCGAACUCGACAGAGGUGUUGAUAUUGUAACGGGAGGUGUUGGACGUGUGUUAGACAUGAUAGAAACCCAUAAAUUGUCUGCGAAUGGGCUAAAUUUCAUUGUUAUUGACGAAGCGGAUCAAAUUCUCUCGUCAUUCAAACCGCAACUGGAAAGACUUCUGUCGCGAGUUCCGACGGUUGCGUCCAACGGAAUGCGCCUGCAAGAUAAGUACAUGAAUUUCCCCCAGUGGAUCGACCUGAAAGGUAUGGAUAGCGUGGCGGAGACGGUCCACCAUGUGGUAUGUAUGGUAGACGCUGUCGCAGAUAAACAGUGGAUUCGACAUAUGCAUAGUUCGAAUCAUCUGAAGGAUGAUUUGGUUCAUGAACGUGAUAACAUUCGUCUGAAUACCACCGAUAAGAACACCAUAUCACUGGGAACGAAAGUUCUCAAGGGAACGUAUGUAUUG